CUGGGACAGAAGACAUCCUCUAGUCACGACGAGCAAGAUAGUGGUAUCGAAGAAGCAACGAUGGCUCCUACAAUGGACUUGACUACAUUGAUCUUCUCCCGGCCGCCUAUUGAUCCAGACGCACCGAUUCUGACCGAUGUCGAUAUCCAUGGCCGAACCAUUACCUGGAAUCAGUACGCAACAACCGUCAAAAGCGUGGCAACCGGACUUCGUCAAGCAGGUUUCCAAUAUCAAGACUGUGCCGCUCUUCUCUCAGACAACGACAUCUACUUCUAUGUCCUCGGAGACGCCGUAAUCGCUGCCGGUGGCGUAUUCGGUGCCAUGCAGACGUCUGUGAAACCCGCAGAAAUUCAGCACCAGCUGCAAGUUGCCGCGGUCAAGUGGUUGUUUGUCUCGCCUCGCUACUUGAGUCUUGCUUUGGAGACUGCGAAAGAGGCCGGUUUGAGUGAGGCUAAUAUUAUCGUUUUUGACCCUCCUGGAACGCAGAAAUAUGCUGGACCAAGGAAUUGUAUGAGUCGCUUGCUGGAGACGGAUGGGAAAGGUUGGCUUAACCCCAAUGUGGGUAAAGAUCCUCACAGCAUUAUGGCGUAUCGCAUGUUCAGCAGUGGCACAACGGGAUUCCCCAAAGCUGUCAACAUAUCACAUGCAGCACAUACCGUCAGACUAGACCGGCCUGAACUCACAGCCGACAUGCGCAUCACACCACUAAACAACCUCAUCGUGAUUCCCGUCUACCACCUCACAAGCCUCAUGACAUGCCACCGCGCCAUCAUCGGUCUCCAAAAGACAUUCAUCACCGCAGCGAAAGACUCCGCCGACGUCGUCACCAUUAUAGAUUUAAUCCAACAGUACCAAAUCGCCAACAUAUUACUCCCCCCUCGAUUCCUCGACCCCAUCGUCCAAGUCAUCCACUCCGGCACCAGACCCCUCUCAGCCCUCUCAGCCCUCUCAAGCGUCCGCAUCGCCGGCUCCGCCACCGAUCCUCUUGCCGCAGCCCGCUUUCGAGAGACAUUUCCCCACAUUGCCUUUCGCGUCUCCUACGGCACCACCGAGCUAGGCUUCGUAGUCCGCCAACCCGGUCCACAAGAUUUCCUCCCGGGCUUCGUAGGCCAUCUCGCCUCCGACGUCGAAAUGAAAUUCAUCAAUCCAGAAACUUUACAGAAAAUCCCCUUCACAUCGCAGUUCGAAAAUGGGGAAAUCUGUGUUCGAGGUCCGCAGCUAUUCAGCGGAUAUCAUAAUUCUCCCGACGCGACUCGAGCGUCCAUGUUGCCAGACCCCGAGGGCGAUUGGUUUCGAACGGGUGAUAGGGGAUAUGUGGAUGCGCAAACGGGUCAAUUGGCGAUUACGGGGCGCUAUAAAGGAAUUUUCAAAGUCGCGAAUAAUAUGGUUUCGCCCGAGGAGGUGGAGAGAGUUUUACUCGCGCAUCCUGCUGUUGAAGAUGCGGUGAUUGGACCGAUUCCGGCUCGAUAUGAUGCGAAUGAAUUCGAGGUGCGAGCGUAUGUCGUGUUGAAGAAGAAGAAGGACGACGCGGAAUCUACAGUGACAGCGCAAGAACUUGCACAGUUUGUCGCUGCGAGAUUAUCCCAGCACAAAGUCCCCACCGGCGGAGUAAUUUUUUGUGAGGAAAUUCCUCGAAAUGCGAUGAAGAAGGUGAUUAGAAGACAAGUGGUUGAUGUGGUUCCGAUGAAGGGCUCGGAGACGUGGAUUCAAUUAUCUUCAGAAUCUACC
Molecule: messenger RNA, 1728 nt
Organism: Sphaerulina musiva SO2202
Lineage: Eukaryota; Fungi; Ascomycota; Dothideomycetes; Mycosphaerellales; Mycosphaerellaceae
Product: AMP-binding enzyme
Exons: 3
Biological process (GO): secondary metabolic process
Molecular function (GO): CoA-ligase activity
Source: RefSeq, a predicted model, not a curated record